CAGGAAUCAAAGGCGGACUUGGGAAUUUCAGCAGCUCCGGACGAAUUAUCUCGCGCGCAAUUCCAUCACCCCUUUCAUCUUCAGCUGUCUGUCCCCCGCCCUUCAGAUGCGCCCCCAGUUCUUCUCCCUCAUACCCCUCUCCAGAGCCACCCUCACGACCGCUCGCGCCGCCCCUCGCUCAGCUCAAAUCGUCAGAAGAACUUAUAUCGCCUCCGGCUCGCGAAACAUGUCUGCCCCCUCAUCGCCUGGUGGGCGAUCAGCUGUCCGUAUUCCUGGACCUGUUGAGACUUCUAUUCAGCAAAAGAUCAUUCAGGAGUUCAAUCCCGUGCUGUUAAGAGUAUACAACGACUCUAGCAAGCAUUCGCAUCACGCUCCCAUGCGGGCCCAAGGGGGAGGUAAUGGCGAGACACAUUUCGCCGUCCACCUCGUCUCGGCGUCAUUCAAAGGCAAGACCACAAUCGCCCGACACAGGAUGGUCAACACGCUUUUGAAGGAAGAGUUCGACGAGCGAGGGCUGCAUGCUUUGAGCUUGAGGCUCAAGACGCCUGAAGAGUGGGAGAAGGAAGGCGGUGGUGAGAUGAGGCAAUAAGUCUUGUCUGAUUUCUGAGCUUAUCAUGAGGGGAACCGCGUACUUGUUCUAUAAUGCAUGACAUGUUGUAACGCA
Molecule: messenger RNA, 664 nt
Organism: Cryptococcus amylolentus CBS 6039
Lineage: Eukaryota; Fungi; Basidiomycota; Tremellomycetes; Tremellales; Cryptococcaceae
Exons: 3
Coding region: 107-589 (160 amino acids)
Source: RefSeq, a predicted model, not a curated record